AUGCAUUGGAAUAAUGAGCGGAUCAUACGAGAUCAUUGGAGCGCUGCUGUCUUGGACCUAGUGACGCAUUUCGGGCCGGAAAAUGUUUAUAUCUCCAUUGUCGAGGGUGGCAGCUGGGAUGACACAAAGGGUGCUUUGAGAGAAUUGGAUCUGGACCUCGAGAGGAUGGGGGUAGAGAGGGGAAUCGAAAUGUUCAACGCUACACACAAGGAUGAAAUUGAGAGGACACGAGACCCAGCAGAGGAGGGUUGGAUAUGGACAAGUAGGGGAAGGAAGGAAUUACGGCGGAUACCAUACCUGGCUGGGAUACGUAACCGGGUGAUGGACAAGUUGAGAUAUCUUGCGGAAAGGACGGAUGGCCGUGGGAAGCUGCAUUUUGAUAAGAUCCUCUGGUUGAAUGAUGUUAUCUUUACAACCGAAGACGUUACCACAUUGAUUGCAACAAGGGAGGGCAACUAUGCUGCAGCCUGUUCACUCGACUUCUCCAAACCCCCUCUAUACUACGACACCUUUGCGCUUCGCGACAUCUCAGGUGGAGAAACAGUCACUCAAACUUGGCCUUUCUUCCUCUCCGCGGAAUCACGGAAUGCGAUAAUCUUUAACUCUCCGGUACCUGUAAAAUCCUGCUGGAAUGGCAUGGUUGUCUUUCAGGCAGAUCCGUUUUACGACGAUCCACCACUGCGCUUCCGAGGGAUACCAGAUAGUCUUGCCCUCCAUCACCUGGAAGGCUCUGAAUGCUGCCUUAUCCAUGCCGAUAAUCCGUUAAGCGCGACACAUGGUGUUUGGCUCAACCCGAAUGUAAGGGUCUCAUACAACCCCGAGGCUAGCAAGCAGGUGCAUCCGGCCUCGGGAUCAUGGCCAGGUCGCAGAGAGAGGUUGGUGGGCAUGUGGAGCAAUAGAUUGGCGCGAUGGACUAGGAUUCCACGGAGAUUUGUGGAACGAUACGUCGUAAACAGGAGAGUUCGGGUGUGGCGGGAUGAGACGCAUCGGAAAGGCCAAGACGAUAACCAUGAUGGGACGUACUGCAUGAUUAACGAGAUGCAAGUUGUCGUCCAGAACGGGUGGGCUCACAUAUAA
This is a messenger RNA of Venustampulla echinocandica, 1077 nucleotides long. RefSeq lists its product as uncharacterized. The coding region runs from base 1 to 1077 and encodes 358 amino acids. The record is from RefSeq and is a predicted model, not a curated record. The transcript has 2 exons. NCBI's taxonomy places the organism in Eukaryota, Fungi, Ascomycota, Leotiomycetes, Helotiales, Pleuroascaceae.